This is a messenger RNA of Syzygium oleosum, 3443 nucleotides long. Its product is annotated as pre-mRNA-processing protein 40A. Gene Ontology annotation, cellular component: U2-type prespliceosome; U1 snRNP. The coding region runs from base 224 to 3229 and encodes 1001 amino acids. The transcript is spliced from 29 exons. Gene Ontology annotation, molecular function: protein binding; RNA binding. The record is from RefSeq and is a predicted model, not a curated record. NCBI's taxonomy places the organism in Eukaryota, Viridiplantae, Streptophyta, Magnoliopsida, Myrtales, Myrtaceae. Gene Ontology annotation, biological process: mRNA cis splicing, via spliceosome.
UGCUUCCCUGUCGGCUUCUGCCUCCUCCUCUCUCUCUCUUCUGUAUCAGAUGGCUAUGGCUCCGUUAAACCCUAGCACCUGAAACCACCGAUCCCUCGAGCCCACCUCCGAGCUCCUCCCUCGUUCGCCCGCACGCUCCUCCGGCCACCGCCGUUCGACGCUCCGCCUUCUCCGCCCGCUCCGUCGCUCUUCAAGCAUCAGAGAGGCCUGGUUUUGUGCUGGCAUGGCCAAUAAUUCCCAAUCCCCUGGUGCACAGUCGCUUUGGCCUCCUCCAUCUGGAACUUUAGGUUCUCAGAGCUUUGGAUCGUCAAUACCCAUGCAAUACCGAGCGGUUAUUCCAACACAGCAAGGGCAGACAUAUCUUCCCCCCACUUCCCAACAUUUUCGACCAGCUGGACAAGAUCAACUACCUCAAUUUUCUCAUCCAAUGCAGCAGUUACCACAAAGGUCUAGUCAGCCUAGUUAUACUCCAUCAUCGCAGGCUUUGUCAAUGCCCUAUGCUCAAAUAAGUAGGCCUUUGUCGUCUAACUCUGCCCAGCCAAGUGCUCCUCCAUUUCAUAAUCCGAUGCCUGGUGUUGGUGGCCCUGGAGCACCUUUUGGUUCAUCUUACACUUUUGCACCACCUUUUGGCCAGCAACAGAAUAAUGUUGGUGCACCAUCUCAUAUUCAGCCGAUGACUCAAAUGCAUGCACCUGUUGCUGGACAGCCUUGGUUGUCCUCUGGAGCUCAUAAUGCAUUACCUGUGAUGCCAGUUCAGCAGACUGGACAACAAGCUCCAUUUACUUCCCCUCCAGAUGCAGCAGUUAAUGCUCCAAACCCCUCUCAGCAGUCAUCAUCUGAUUGGCAAGAGCACGAAGCUUCUAAUGGGAGACGAUAUUACUACAACAAGAAGACCAAACAGUCCAGUUGGGAAAAACCUCUAGAAUUGAUGACACCCAUUGAGAGAGCUGACGCAUCUACUGUGUGGAAGGAGUUUACAAAUUCAGAUGGAAGAAAAUAUUAUUACAAUAAGGAUACGAAGCAAUCUGUAUGGUCAAUUCCCGAGGAAAUGAAGUUAGCUCGGGAACUGGCUCUAAAAGCUAAUGUUGAAGGACUUGCGGAGUCAGGAACAACAGCUCAAGGCCCUGCUGCCAGUGAUAGUGGAUCAACUGAAGCACCUGCUACAGCAAAUGUUGUUAGCCCGGUUCCAGUCACUUCUGCUCUUCCUUUGCCUAAUGCAACCCAGCCGGCAAUAUCAGGUCCAUCAACUACUGUUGGUGUGCCUUCCCCCUCUGCAACGGUGAAUGAUGUUGGAUUUCAAGCUGCGGCAGUAUCUGCUUCCCCUGCUACCGUUCCAGGAAGUUCCAGCGUGUCUCCGACUUUUGGCACUGCUAACUCAUCAGGGGCUAGCUUUCAAACUGUGGUAUCUCAAGAUGGGGCAUUGUCCGUAGAUGGUGCCUCUUUGCAGGAUAUUGAGGAGGCAAAAAGAGGAAUGGCAGUGGCUGGGAAGGUUAACGAGACUCCUUUAGAGGACAAAGCCCCAGAAGAUGAACCCGUAGUAUAUCCUAGUAAGCAGGAGGCUAAGAAUGCAUUUAAAGCGCUUCUGGAGUCCGUGAAUGUUCAGUCCGACUGGACUUGGGAGCAGACAAUGAGAGAGAUAAUCAAUGACCGAAGAUACAGUGCUCUCAAGACACUUGGUGAGCGAAAACAAACAUUCAAUGAGUACUUGGGUCAAAGAAGAAAAGUGGAAGCGGAGGAGAGGCGCGUGAGGCAGAAGAAAGCAAAGGAAGAAUUCACAAAGAUGCUAGAAGAGUGUACAGAACUCACAUCUUCUGUAAAAUGGAGCAAAGCAGUGACUAUGUUUGAAAAUGAUGAACGAUUCAAGGCUGUUGAACGGAAUAGAGACCGGGAGGAUCUUUUUGAAAACUAUAUGGUGGAACUUGGAAGGAAGGAAAGGGAAAAGGCUGUUGAGGAGCACAAGCACCAUGUCGCAGAAUACCGAAAAUAUCUAGAAUCCUGUGACUUCAUUAAAGUGAACAGCCAGUGGCGAAAAAUUGUCGAUCGUUUAGAGGAUGAUGAAAGAUGCUCACGUCUUGAAAAAAUUGACAGAUUGCUCAUAUAUCAGGAUUAUGUCCGUGACUUGGAGAAGGAAGAAGAGGAACAAAAGAAGAUACACAAGGAACAAUUGAGGCGGUCCGAGCGGAAAAACCGCGAUGCAUUUCGUAAACUGAUGGAAGAACAUAUUGCUGCGGGCACACUCAAUGCUAAGGCUCUCUGGCAUGAUUAUUGUUUGAAGAUUAAAGACACGUCUGAGUAUCAGGCAGUUGCAUCAAAUACCUCCGGUUCGACUCCUAAAGAUUUGUUUGAGGAUGUCAUGGAGGAACUAGAGAAACAGUACCAUGAUGAUAAAACUCGAGCAAAAGAUGCGAUGAAAUUGGGGAAGAUCUCUAUUGCAUCAACAUGGACUUUCGAGGAUUUCAAGGCUUCUGUCUUGGAAGAUAUUGGUGCCCCACUUAUAUCAGAUGUUAACUCGAAGCUUGUGUUUGAGGAGCUUCUUGAAAGAGUGAAGGAGAAGGAAGAAAAAGAAGCAAAAAAACGUCGCCGUCUUGCUGAUGACUUCACUGAAUUAUUGUAUACGCUAAAGGAAAUAACCGCAACUUCUGAUUGGGACGAGUGCAAACCUCUGUUUGAAGAUAGUCAUGAAUUUAAAUUGAUGGGGGAUGAGAGCUUUAGUAGAGAGAUUUUUGAGGAAUACAAAGCGUAUUUGCAGGAGAAGGCAAAAGAGAAGGGACGCAAGCGUGAGGAGGAAAAGGCUAGAAAAGAAAAGGAGAGAGAGGACAAAGAGAAACGCAAGGACAAGGAGAGAAAAGAGAAGGAGAAAGAUCGUGAAAGAGAAAAGGGGAAGGAGAAAUCCAAGAAGGAUGAAACUGACAGUGAAACUGCAGAUGUGGAUGAUACACAUGAUUACAAGGAUGACAAGAAGAAAGAAAAGGAAAAGGAUAGGAAGCAUCGUAAGCGCCAUCAGACUGCCAGUGACGACGUCAACUCUGACCGGGAUGAAAAAGAUUCCAAAAGAUCUAAAAAACAUGGUAGUGAUCGCAAAAAAUCGAGGAAGCAUGCACACUCACCUGAAUCAGAAACUGAGAGCCGGCAUAGGAGACAUAAGAGAGACCACCGAGAUAGUACCCGCCGGAGUGGUUAUGAGGAGCUAGAAGAUGGCGAAGUUGGUGAAGACGGGGAAAUCCAGUAGUCCACAGUCAUGUCUUCUGUCUGGACAUUUACAUGCAAGAUUAGCAUUAAUUAGCUCAGUAAAAUUGUUACCCGUUCAAUUCUUUGAUGUUCAACAGUCUGGGAUGUUGCCAUUGUGAAACGGGGAUAAUGGCUAGCAAUGUCCGACUGGCUGCUGAAAAAUUGAAGGUUGAUGAGCAUAGAUCAAUAAGACUGUUGGUGAUAAUUUCUCUGUC